CUACAAAUGCUGCGCAGCGUUUCUCCCUCUUAUUCUAUUCCUCGAAUUCGAAUGAAGAAAGAGAAAGAAGUAUAAACGCUACAAAGCAUUUGCAGCGCUCGCUGGACCUUAAACUACGAGGUGUUGCAUGUCGCCAACGGACGAUGGCGCGCAAAGUGCAAAGGCACAUGUGCAGAACAUAACCUAUAAACGAAUGUGUUGUCGAGUACGGUGUUAAGAGUUUUGAAUAUUAUAUAUAAUAAUUUUAACAAGAAUAUUCUUCUCCCACGUGCAACGAUUAACACCUACCAAGCGAAAUAAAUUAGCCAGAACGUGACCGUGAACAACGAGGAUGUUGCGACGGCAAGCGCGAAUGCGUAGAGAAUACCUCUACAGAAAGUCCGUGCAGGACAAGCUAAAGGGAAUACAGGAGAAGAAGGAUAAGCUGAAACGCAGCUUGGAGGAAAAUACACCUAUUCAUCCAGACUUACGUAAGGACGCCCUACACAUUCAGAGGAAGAUAGAGUGGGAAGAUGCGGGACCAGAAAUGGCAGUGGCUAUGGGAAGAGAGAUGGGAGGCACCGUAGCCAACCACGAGGACGACGAGUAUCGCUGGGCCGGCGUGGAGGAUCCCAAGAUCAUCAUCACGACAUCGCGCGACCCUAGCUCCCGGCUGAAGAUGUUUGCCAAAGAGCUGCGUUUGAUCUUUCCCAAUUCACAACGGAUGAACCGUGGUAACUACGAUAUGAAGCAGCUGAUUGAAGCCUGUCAGACAAACGAUGUUACGGACUUCAUCAUCGUGCACGAACACCGCGGUAUGCCCGACAGCUUGGUGAUAUGCCAUUUACCAUACGGGCCCACUGCUUACUUCACAAUGUCCAAUGUCAUAAUGAGGCACGAUAUACCCGACAUUGGCACGAUGUCGGAGCAAUAUCCACAUCUGAUUUUCCAUAAUUUCAAAACUACACUGGGACAGCGAGUGAUGAGCAUUCUGAAAUACCUGUUUCCUGUACCAAAAGAGGACAGUAAGAGAGUGAUUAGUUUCGCUAACCACGAUGAUUGUAUAUGUUUCAGACAUCAUAUAUAUAAGAAAUCAAAAGGCAAAGAGAUAGAAAUGACAGAAGUAGGACCACGUUUCCAAUUAAAACUGUAUGAAAUCAAACUUGGUACUCUGGACAUUGCUGCAACAGCCGACACACAAUGGGCUUUGAGACCGUACAUGAACACUAGCCACAAACGAAGAUUUCUAUCUAAUGAUGAUGGUUGGCAGCAAGAAGAUAACAUUUAAUUCUAUUAUGUUAGCUGAUUAAGUCUUUAAUCAAUUUAAGUCUUCAAAUAAAUUUUUAUAAUCUGAAUAACGUGUAAAAAUACUUUUACAUGAGAUAGAUAUAUCCCAUUGUAUAAAACUAGAAUCACACAAUGCACGAUUUCAUGCUUUCUGACAUGUAAGCUAACUGGCAAGUUGCUCUUACUACAUGCCCAGUAAAUACAAAGUUUCAUCAAUGUUACAAUGUCAGCUCAGUUAUAUUAUAUAACUGUUACUUUGUUACAUAACAAAGUACAUAGUAGUUUAAUAGUAGACAGUUACAUAAUAUACCAUAUGAUUGAACUGACAUUGCAAUAUGGAUAAUACUUUGUGUUCACUAGAUGGAUCUUUCAGUGCACAGUAGCGAUUUAUGCAACGAACUGAACUUAAAGCAUGUCAGCAUACAUGUAAGAAAACAUGAAUAUCGUACAUUGUAUUGUUCUAGCUUAACAUAUAAGUAUUUCUAUAUAUUAUUAUAAGUAUUAUAUGUAUUAAAUACAUGAUACAGGUGUUUA
This is a messenger RNA of Odontomachus brunneus, 1800 nucleotides long. RefSeq names its product U3 small nucleolar ribonucleoprotein protein IMP4. The transcript has a single exon. Bases 332 to 1267 code for a protein of 311 amino acids. Lineage: Eukaryota; Metazoa; Arthropoda; Insecta; Hymenoptera; Formicidae. Gene Ontology annotation, molecular function: snoRNA binding; rRNA primary transcript binding. The record is from RefSeq and is a predicted model, not a curated record. Gene Ontology annotation, biological process: rRNA processing. Gene Ontology annotation, cellular component: Mpp10 complex; nucleolus; small-subunit processome.